Marmota flaviventris (yellow-bellied marmot) is the source of this 619-nucleotide messenger RNA. Its product is annotated as hemoglobin subunit alpha-like. NCBI's taxonomy places the organism in Eukaryota, Metazoa, Chordata, Mammalia, Rodentia, Sciuridae. Gene Ontology annotation, cellular component: haptoglobin-hemoglobin complex; blood microparticle; hemoglobin complex. The record is from RefSeq and is a predicted model, not a curated record. Gene Ontology annotation, molecular function: oxygen binding; peroxidase activity; oxygen carrier activity. Gene Ontology annotation, biological process: oxygen transport; hydrogen peroxide catabolic process.
GGGUCAUAAAAAGCAUUGCAUUCUGUUGGUCCAGCACGCUUCUGGUUCUGACACGGACUCAGAAAGAAAUCACCAUGGCGUUGUCUCCUGCUGACAAGACCAACGUCAAGGCUGUUUGGAACAAGAUUGGCAGGCUUGACACGUACGGUUGGGAAGCACUGGACAGGAUGUUCAUGUCCUUCCCCACCACCAAGACCUACUUCGCCCACUUUGAUCUGAGCCCUGGCUCUGCCCAGAUCCAGCAGCAAGGCAAAAAGGUGGCUGAUGCUCUGGCCCUUGCUGCAGCCAACAUGGACGACCUGCCUGGUGCCCUGUCCUCCCUGAGCGAUCUGCAUGCGCACAAGCUGCGUGUGGACCCGGUCAACUUCAAGCUCCUGACCCACUCCCUGCUGGUGAGCCUCGCCACUAACUACCCAGAGGAAUUCAACCCUGCGGUGCAUGCCUCCCUGGACAAGUUCUUGGCCUCUGUGAGCACCGUGCUGACCUCCAAAUACCGUUAAGCUAGAAACUUGAUGGCCACACCCAUCCAUGCCAGCCUUGCCUCCCGGCCAGGACUCCUCCACUCCUGGCACCUGCACCUCUUGGCCUUUGAAUAAAGUCUGAGCGGGUUUGCAGCCUG